Molecule: messenger RNA, 1465 nt
Organism: Oryzias latipes (Japanese medaka)
Lineage: Eukaryota; Metazoa; Chordata; Actinopteri; Beloniformes; Adrianichthyidae
Gene: gnpnat1
Product: glucosamine-phosphate N-acetyltransferase 1
Molecular function (GO): glucosamine 6-phosphate N-acetyltransferase activity
Source: RefSeq, a predicted model, not a curated record
CACGUCCUACGACAGAAACGGCGUGGCGGAAGUGGUAGCGAUGACACCGCCGGUGUUGUUGUGAGUGAUGUAGCCCUGCCUCAUUCAUACGGUCACCGCCGCACCACCCUCCACGAACUCAGCCGGACCGUCACCUGUGUGUGCUGGCUUUCAACGUCAGAGGUUGUGGAAUGCUGCUGGACGAGACUCCACUUUUCGAGCCCUCUCUGCUUCAGGAGAUCGACUGGUGCAACAACACCGUCACCUUCUCUCCCCCCAUCUCACCGUCCAGUCCAGGAGAUGGUCUGGUGCUCAGGCCGCUGUGUAUGGCCGAUUUUAACAGAGGUUUCUUCAAAGUUUUAUCGCAGCUCACCCAGACUGGUGAUGUCACACCGGAGCAGUUUGCCAAGAAAUUCGAACACAUGAAGUCAACUGGAGACUACUAUGUGAUUGUGGUGGAAGACACAAAUGUGGGCCAGAUCGUUGCCACAGCCACACUGAUCACAGAACACAAAUUUAUCCACUCCUGUGCAAAGAGGGGCAGAGUGGAAGAGGUCGUUGUGAGUGAUAUGUGUAGAGGGAAACAGCUGGGAAAGCUGUUAGUCACUGCUCUCACUCUUCUCAGCAAAAAGCUCAACUGCUAUAAAGUGACCCUGGAAUGUGCUCCCAGAAACGUGUCUUUCUACCAAAAGUUUGGCUACGGCGCCUCCGAUGAGACGUACAUGCAGUGCAGGUUCUUUGACUGAAGACGGAUGCAGCUAGAAGGCUUUUUUUUUUCCAAAGGGGGGCAUGGACCAUUCAGAUAGAUCCAGAGACAAUUUUUGCUUUACAGAUGGAUGCGACGGAUCCUUAAAAACCUUUUUUUUUCAGGGUAAACACGUGAAACUCAGAUUCAUGUAAUUUAGUAUUUAUGGCAACGGUGGCAGACUUAUCAAUGACUCAUUUGUUAUCUUAACUCAGCGUCUUAUUUUUUUUUGUUACAUUGAAACAUGUUCUGUACCAUCAGAAAAAGCUGUAAUUUUAUGUAGGGAUUGAAGAGCCGAGUAUCAGACACUACAAAGCAAAAUGAAGUACAAGCACUUUUAGUACCAAAUGUACUGAAAGUCAGAGCAAAAAGCUUUAUACUUUUAUUACAAAUGGUACUAAACAUUUGCUUCACGUUAGGGUUUUAUGUUUGUGUAUUAAGUACGAGGUACUUUUUCUUUCCAGCUGUAAUGAUGUUCAGAUUCCUGCAAAACUGGAAGACUGUUAUGACGUUUCUACUGAAAGCUUUAAAAGCAGUGGGAAGGAUUUAAUAGGGCUUGUAAAGUUUUGUAUUUAGCCAAAAAACUGUAAUAAGUGAAGCAUUUUUAAACUGCUAAAAAAGAAAAGAGUAAAUUAAUUUAAGCUUUAUUUUAUAAUUCUGUUUUGGGGAACACUUGAUAUAACUUAUUAUAAAAAAUUAUAAAAAUAUAUAAAAAAAAUAAAAAGGUUCUUAAAACUUCUA